AUGAAUUUGCAAGAAAACUUAGAAGGUGAAGGCUUGUUGCCAUUUCUCACCAGAAUAACUAUUCGCAAAUUAAUGACAUCGAAUCCGUACAUACUUCGCUCUAUCAUCAACUUAGCGCUGCGCCCUACACUUGAUCAAAAAAGUUAUAUUUACAACAUAUCAAACGAGUAUUGCAAAGGAAGUAUAAUCAUGGAGAACAUUGCAAGUUCGAAGGACGAUUGGACAGCUAUUCAAAGAUUGAAAUUGGCAGAUAUUAUCAUUUUCGAAAUUCAUGGACUUUGUCCUAAAAACCCUUAUCCUAUCGCCAAGAACCACUGUUUACAGACUUUCCAAUAUCUUGUCUACCAACUUGGUAUUUCGCCUUUGAAAAUAGUUAUUACGUGUGAUUCCGCAGGAGGAUCCCUGGCGUUAGAAAUGCUUAUAGAUAUGUACGCUCCUCGUAUUUUGGAAAAUGUACAUAAUAAUUUGGAUGCUCCUCGCGAAAACUUUGACAUGCCUAUUCCAGCCGGUGCCUUUUUCUCUUCUCCGCUGGUCAGUGCAGAUACCAGCACACCCUCCUACCAGAAAAACCAUAAAAAAGACAUUGUGUCCAUGAAACUAUCCAAAAUUCUCUAUAAAGAAUACAUGGUAAUGCCUGACAGAAAUUUUCCAGAUAACAUACCUGUGAUGCAUUUGCAAGACAUUAGAUAUGGGUUUGCAAGGUUUCUGCCUCGUCAGAUUUUGGUAUACGUAGGCACGAAGGAGUCACUAUUAGAUAGUGUGAUACGGUGGGUGACAGACAUGAAAGAGGAUGGUGGAUCAAUAAAUGUGCAGUUACAUCUCGAACCUUACUAUCACGAUUGGUUUAUGUGUCCCCUUCUGGUUAAGAAGAAAAAUAGAGCGAUUAUAGACAAGUAUACCCAAUUGUUUGUUGACUGGGCGGUUCACGCAGUUCAGCAAGCAAAUGAUUCCGCCAAGUAG
Molecule: messenger RNA, 960 nt
Organism: Mycotypha africana
Lineage: Eukaryota; Fungi; Mucoromycota; Mucoromycetes; Mucorales; Mycotyphaceae
Exons: 3
Coding region: 1-960 (319 amino acids)
Molecular function (GO): hydrolase activity
Source: RefSeq, a predicted model, not a curated record